AUGAUUGAAAAUGUUAAUAGUGAGCAGGUCUCCAACCUUCUGGAGGGACUCCAACGCUGUCGUCUUGAAGGCCUCUAUACCGAUAUCAUUUUGUGUGUGGAUGAAGAAGAAUUUCCAUGUCAUAAAGUCAUUCUUGCCGCGAGUUCACGUUAUUUCGAUGCUAUGUUUAGAAUUCCACUGUCGGAGCAGAAAACAUCGCGUGUCUAUAUAAAACAGAUCUCUCCGUGGUCCUUAAAACACUUGAUUGACUUCGCAUACACGGGCUCUCUGACUGUCUCAACUCAAACAGUACAGGACGUGUUCUUGGCGGCGAAUCUUCUUGACUAUCCUCUUGCCGUUGAAGCUUGCAUUUUAUUCAUGGAACGUCACUUAGAUAUUACAAACUGUCUCGGAGUACAAAUGCUGGCUGAAGCUUAUGAUUUUCCUGCUCUGGCUGAAACAGCGCGGAAAAUAGCAGUCGACAAUUUUACCCGCCAGAACUGUGCUCAUAUUCCUUUUAACCUUCAGGUCGUCCUGAAAGCUUGCCUUAAUUGGGUUGCUCACGAUCCGGACAACCGAUUGCAUUACCUUGUUACGCUUUUACACCACGUCCGACUACAUCAAAUUCCCACACAAAGGCUGAAAGAGAUCAUAGACACAUCUAGUGUUCUCCGGGCAAAGUUAUCCUCUGCCUCUUCGGUCGAUUCCCAAGUAAACAGCGCAGACAGUAACUCCAGCGCAGCUCCCACCGGCACUGACGCAGUUCAGGACUCGUCACCAUCGUCGACGGAUCUGGUGGGCGCUGUUUCCUCUCUGGCUCCGCCGCGACCGGCCACUGUGAAAAGAGACACCCUGAUUGUGUUGGGUGGCAUCAAUUCCUACAUACUCGACUCUGUGGAAGCUCUGUCCUUCUCCAAGAGCUGCUGGUUGCCCUGUCCCCGCCUGCCCACCGACAGUCUGACCUGCUUCUCGGCCAUCGUGGUGGACAACACCCUCAUCGUCACCGGUGGUAUCCGGCUAUUAUCUUUGGGCCUAAUCGUGCUGCCCAUUCUUCUGUUUGCAGAUCAUCACCACCCCUACACCAUAAUGGAAAUGGGUGGUACACUGGAUGUUUACUCACUGAUUGUAUCUGACAGAAUGGCCAUCUACCACAUGAACACCGACUUCUCCGUGCAGACACCCGAGGAUUAUAUUGCCCUACCGCAGCCAGUGCGGUAUGCCACGUGCGCAGUUGAUCCUCCGAGUCGUCUGGUCUACAUCUUUUGGGAGUUGACCGGGGACCUCUCAGUGCUGGACUUUUACCGACAGUCGAUGCGCUCCCUCAAACCGCUAUCAAGUCUGCCACAGGCCGCUGGAGCGCGCGUGCACUGCGGUUGCGCCUGGGUCAACCAUCGUCUCUACGUCUGCGGUGGUUUUCGCCACUUUGUGGGCGCGGACAGGCGUCCAACUGCAGCGCGGGACGACUUGCAUUGCUAUGAUCCUCUUACAGAUACCUGGUAG
Molecule: messenger RNA, 1479 nt
Organism: Dibothriocephalus latus
Lineage: Eukaryota; Metazoa; Platyhelminthes; Cestoda; Diphyllobothriidea; Diphyllobothriidae
Source: the annotation of a GenBank genome assembly